UUUGGAACAUUCUAUAUUCCCAUUAUUUUGAUGACUGUGAUUUUUUAAAGUUGAAUUAUUGAUUGAUCAUAGGCUCGGGCAAUGGCUGCUGUUGAUAAGCGUCAUUCUGGACAUUUUACAACGAAUUCUGGGGAAAAUAAUGCAUUGCUGGGAGGAGGAUCGAGUGAUAAUUGGAAUAUGCAAUCAGAUGCGGCAUUAUUGCACAAACGACCAAGAACUGCAGCGGAUCGUGUUGAAGCCGAUUCAUCCACUGCUGAAACAGAUUGCAAAGAUGAUGGUGGAAAUCAAGCAGUGUGCGAUGAAGGCGAUACAUACGGAGAAAUCAUUGGACAGCGUGUUAUCAUGCCACACAGAUUACGUCGUGGUGGUCAGAAUUUGAAGGAAAAAACUCUCGUGAAAAACAUUUCAGAUAAUAGUGCGAAGAUCGAAAUUGUGCCAUCUGAUCACUACAGUGAGCCCAAAAAAUACAAGCAUUUUCGAGAAAAGGUAGAAAAAUCCUGUAACCUGGUGAACUGGCGUUUGCAGGAAGAGCCAUGCGCAAUUUCUUCGUAUGACCCUUGCAUAGUUUGCGCCACUGUACCGAAUAAAAAAAGGGCCAUGGAUUGUCGUUUCUACAAUCGCAUGUUACGUGAUCGUAACAACCCCAAAUUGUGCCGUCGCCUUUUGAUUAAAGAUGUCGAAAAAAUUAAGUCAUCGUUUCUGCUGAGUGAAACAAACGUUCGCGUGGAACAGUUUAUUACCAAAAAGUUCACUACUGCCAGACCAAAGGAAAAGGCAGAAGCGGCUCAAAUGGCUGCGUAUGUUCUGCAGUGUGUAUAUUCAAAUUACGAGAAGGUGGUACAUCGUGAAGAAGAAGCUGUGUCAGGCUUCUGUGAGGGAGAAGUAUACUACAGUCAUACGUUUGGUGCAAAACAAGUAUGUGACGUGUGUCAAUUUGCAAUCCUAAAUGCUCAUUUUUGCUGUAAAAUUUGUGGGUUGGAACUGUGCAUAAUGUGCUAUAAAGAAUUGAAUGGAAGAGAUUCUUACUCUCCGGAUUGGUUAGAAUCACUUCCUUGUACAAAUAGUCACACUCAUGAUGCUACCAUGUUUCACCUGGGAUCUUUUCUGCCUUCAUUCGACAUUUUUCGUGAUACACUUUGUCGAUCGAUGGAACAGUUUGUGCGAUACGGUAUCAAGAAGGAUGGUGCUUUAUGUAACGGUAAUCAUGGCCGAGGAUAUAAUGUAAAAUUGUUCCAAGAGGAAAAGUGCUAUUGUCCUCGCUUUUCUCCUCUUUCGAAAUUUCCAAUCGAAACAAUUUGCGUUAUUGAGGACCAGUUUUCACGAGAUGCGUACGCCCGUUUUAAAGCUCACUUAACUGCACACAAUCCCGUUAUAGUCGAGAACGUGAAUCGUCAUCCUCGUUACCGUCGAUCAUUGUGGACGCAAGAAGCCUUUGAAAAAAUUUUGGCUUGUGAUCGAAAUUUACGUGUUCUGAAUAGUCAGAACUUUUCCCCUGUAAUAGUUCGCGACAAACCGUGCUCGCUGAAGAUGUUCUGGUCGAAAUUUGGAUUAAAACGAACCGUCAAUGACUGUUAUAUGAAAAUAAAGGAUUUUCCAGAGUCAAAAUUGUUUUCUAAUAUUGCUCCUGAACAGUAUGUAAAUUUAUAUGAGAUCAUGCCCUUCCUGGAUUACACACAUAUUAAUCGCGAAGAAAGUGGCCGUGGUAGACUGAACUUACUGAACUUACUUAAUAACAAACGUGAGCGACCAGAUCCAGGACCGAAAGUCUAUAUUUGCUUCGGAUUAUAUAAUGCUCCACAUUUGGCCUCUACUCCACUGCAUCUGGAUGUAUCUGAUGCAGUGAAUUUCUUGCCAUUUGUUAAAGCGCCGGAUGAAAUGUCAAGAGAGGAAGUGAGAGAUGCUGUUGAACAACGCCUGGAUGCAGAGGGUAUUCGUGGGUAUCACAAGGAACGUGCUCUUCGUGAACCGGAAAAGGCUGGUGCGAUCUGGAAAAUAUUUCAUCCAAGUGAUAAUACAAGAAUCCGUGCUGCCAUUGAGGAAUGGAAAGAAAUGAAAGGGGAAGAAUGGGAAGGUGAUGUUAUUCAUAACCAGGACGUAGUGGUGACGCGUGAAAUGAUGGAUUUUUUCGAAGAAAGAGGAAUUGAAUGCCGUAUAUUUGUGCAGAAUGAAGGUGACGUUGUGUUUAUACCUUCCGGGGCAGCCCAUCAAGUUCAGAAUAUCAAUUCAUGCGUCAAGAUUGCUGAGGAUUUUGUUGCUGCAGAAGGCAUUGAUUUUACAGUAGCAAUCACUAACGAGUUGCGAAUUCUGCGAACCAAAGAUGAUCUUGUGCAGGUAGACAAACUGUUGUACUUCGCGUGUGCUGCAGCAACAGCUGUUUUGCAAAAUAGCGAACCUGGAUUGGUGGCAUCGAGUCUUCCCCAGUAAUGGGAUGUGGAAGGAUUCACAAUACAUUCGGUUUACACGCAAACCUUAUGAUCUCUACAAGAGUUUAUUUCUUUCUUCAUUUUAACUGUACAUGCAAAAAAAUUUCUGUAAUGUUAUGUGGAGUUUUAUAUGUAUAUAAUGAAAUGUAAUGAAUAGUCAGUCCUGUGCAUUGUAAAUUCUGUGUUUAUGAGUUCGUUGCUUUUAAGAAAAAAAUUCUUAUGAGAGUCGUUACGUGUUGAAAUAACUUCAAAAUAAGCGAAC
Messenger RNA from Loa loa (African eye worm), 2685 nucleotides. RefSeq lists its product as hypothetical. Gene Ontology annotation, biological process: regulation of transcription by RNA polymerase II. Gene Ontology annotation, molecular function: transcription coregulator activity; histone H3K9 demethylase activity; chromatin DNA binding. Gene Ontology annotation, cellular component: histone deacetylase complex; chromatin. NCBI's taxonomy places the organism in Eukaryota, Metazoa, Nematoda, Chromadorea, Rhabditida, Onchocercidae. The transcript is spliced from 21 exons. The record is from RefSeq and is a predicted model, not a curated record. The coding region runs from base 82 to 2424 and encodes 780 amino acids.